Messenger RNA from Eruca vesicaria subsp. sativa (arugula), 1006 nucleotides. Lineage: Eukaryota; Viridiplantae; Streptophyta; Magnoliopsida; Brassicales; Brassicaceae. The record is from the annotation of a GenBank genome assembly.
CCGGAAUCUCCCAUCUAUGUUAUUCAGACAAGGUUCGUUUCUCGGGGGGAGUUUCACAAAUCGAACAGAAAGGGAUCUCCGUGUCUGAAAAAGGUAAGCCCUUUUAUUAUUGUCUCAAGCAAAGAAUCAAGCUUUUGUAAGUGUAAACUUUCCUCCUCUCCUUCAAAAUUCUCGCAUUCUCCGUCUCAGCAGUCGUCAAAUUUCAAGUCGGUAUAAGGGAUCAAUGAUGACAGAGAUCUUUAGUGACACAGGAUUGAGACAGUUAACACAAAUGUUCAUGGCGAUAAUCUUCUUCCACACAUCAGAAUACAUUCUCGCCUUAGCCAUUCACGGACCAUCAAGAGUAACUCUAAGCUCACUCUUAAUCACCAAACACUAUGUUUUAGCAAUGCUAGUCUCACUCCUCGAGUACCUAAUCGAGAUAACUCUCUUCCCGAACCUGAAACAACACUGGUGGAUCAGCAACUUCGGUCUUGUAAUGAUUCUUCUCGGCGAAGUCCUUCGCAAAACCGCGAUCAUCACUGCAGGUAGAUCCUUCACGCACCUUAUAAAGAUUCGCCAUGAGGACCAUCACAAGCUUGUGACGCAAGGAGUGUAUAGAAUCGUGAGGCAUCCGAGUUACUCCGGGUUUCUUAUCUGGUCUGUGGGGACGCAGGUGAUGCUGUGUAACCCUGUUUCGGUGAUUGCGUUUGCGGUUGUGGUGUGGAAGUUCUUUGCGGAUAGGAUACCUUAUGAGGAGCAUUACUUGAAGCAGUUUUUUGGGAGACAGUAUGUUGAGUAUGCGCAGAGGGUUCACUCUGGUGUUCCUUUUGUAAACUGAAAACAAUUUGAAUCAGUUAUUAAACAUUAUAGGUUUGGUUGAUUACUGUUUACUAAUGUAUUUGUCACUGCUUAGUUAUUUGGUUAUUCAUGAGUGAAUUAAAGCUGAUAUUUUAUUUCUUUUGCCUUGGAUUAAUCUUGGGUUUGGUGUGUUGAGGUGUCAAAAUGACUUCAACUUAAUUUUUAU